UAUCCAAAAGAGCGAUCGUUGCCAAGGCACAAGAACUGUUCACAAGCUAAUAGGAAGCAUAAUAAUUGCAUCCCAAUUCUUAAUCGGCGGAUUCUCCUCCGGGCGUAGAUCUGUAAGAAAAAUUAUGUGACGACGUCAAGGCGCUGGUUAGUUACCGAAAUACAGCUGAAUCUCUUCGCAGAAGCUCUGUCAAUCGACCUUCAUUCCCGCUCGUUAAUGGAGAUUAUGUGAAAACCGAGUUUUGUAUCAGAAUUCAUCAAAUGGAUCUGAGUGUUCUUUUAGAUUGAGAUAGAUGGAUAAGUUGAAUCUUUCGAUUAGUUCGAUGACAGUGUUUUUCGAAGAAUUAUAAUCGGAGUAUUCCUGAUUAGCUUUUGCGGGAUAAUUAAUCGGUUGAAUUUGUUUGUAUUCGUAGGUUCUGUUACAUUCCAUUGCUGUAAAUGGGAUUUCGAUUACAAAUUCGAAGCUCCAUUUUGGUCUUUUUCGUGCUUGUGCCUGCAAUUCUUGCACACAAGUCCGAAAAGACUAGUCUUGUUGUGGACACAAAUGCAACCGUAGCUGAAACCGAUGCUAAUUAUAUUUGUGCUACUCUCGACUGGUGGCCACCCGAGAAGUGCAACUACGGUAACUGCCCGUGGGGAUUAUCAUCUGUUAUAAAUCUUAACUUAUCUCAUCCGAUUCUGACCAAUGCUAUCCGAGCUUUCGAGAGUUUGAGAAUUAGAAUCGGUGGCUCAUUGGAGGACCGGAUCAUAUAUAAUGUCGGGAAUCCCCCGCCUUAUUGUCCUGAGCUUAAGAAGCAAAACAGUGAGAUGUUUGGAUUUUCGGAAGGGUGUUUACACAUGGAGAGAUGGGAUGAGCUGAAUAACUUCUUCGAAAAAACCGGAGCCGUCGUGACCUUUAGCCUGAAUGCUCUCUACGGGAGGCGCCAUAUGCAAAACGACGAUUGGCAAGGCAAUUGGGAUUCAACUAAUGCCCGUGAUUUUAUAAACUACACCGUCUCCAAGGGAUACAAAAUCGAUUCGUGGGAAUUCGGUAACGAGCUAAGUGGGCACGGAGUGAGCGCUCGAGUCGGCUCCAAGCAAUAUGGGAAAGAUAUGAUCCAACUCAAGGCAUUGAAUGAUGAACUAUACGCAAAAUCCGAGUCGAUCCCACAACUUUUGGCGCCGGGAGGAUUCUACGAAAAGCUGUGGUUCAAUAACAUGCUUCAAGCCUCGGGUCCAGAUGUGAUCAACGGUGUCACACAUCAUUUGUACAGCCUCGGCGGAGGAAACGACGGCAACCUCAAGAAUAAAAUCCUAAAUCCCGACUUCUUAAACAAGGUAUCAUCUACAUUCAUCAAUCUUGCUUCGACUAUUCGAGCCAAUGGCCCUUGGGCGUCCGCCUGGGUUGGCGAAUCCGGUGGCGCCUACAACAGCGGUGCUAAGGGGAUAUCCGAUACAUUUUUGUACAGCUUCUGGUAUCUUGAUCAGCUCGGAAUGGCGGCUAAGCUUCACACAAAGGUAUAUUGUCGACAGAGUUUUAUCGGUGGAUUUUAUGGGCUCCUAAACACCGAUACAUUCCUUCCGACUCCAGAUUAUUACGGCGCGCUUUUGUGGCAUCGACUUAUGGGAAAAGGCGUGCUCGCCAUCAACAACAAUGUGUCGCGCUAUUUACGAGCUUACGCUCAUUGUGCAAAAGCAAGAGAUGGUGUAGCGAUACUUCUUAUCAACUUGAACAAGAAAACGACAUACUAUGUCGACAUUUCUAGCCUCAACAACAUAGAGCCAUCAAUUAUAGAACAAAAGGGAGUCGAGAAAGGGUCGUUCUCCCAUGUCAUUAAAAGAUCCAUCUUAUGGAUCGGGAACAAAGUGCCGGUCGAUGAUCUAUACCGCGAGGAAUACCACUUGACACCCUCGGGUGGUAAUCUUCAAAGUCGAACCGUAUUGUUGAAUGGAAGGCCAUUACGGCCGAAUCAACAAAAUGGAGCCAUCCCGGACUUGGCUCCCGUCCUAAAAGAUAUAAAGUCUCGAGUAAAAAUUGAUCCUUUAUCCAUCAAAUUCGUUGUACAUCCGUACAUUGAUGCUCCCGGAUGCAAGUGAAAGUAUGCUUGUAAAAUAUCUUUCUUUUGAAUAAAGGCAAGGUUUGUUAAA
Molecule: messenger RNA, 2126 nt
Organism: Andrographis paniculata
Lineage: Eukaryota; Viridiplantae; Streptophyta; Magnoliopsida; Lamiales; Acanthaceae
Product: heparanase-like protein 2
Exons: 12
Coding region: 438-2075 (545 amino acids)
Cellular component (GO): membrane; plant-type cell wall
Molecular function (GO): beta-glucuronidase activity
Source: RefSeq, a predicted model, not a curated record